This is a messenger RNA of Sphaeramia orbicularis (orbiculate cardinalfish), 3027 nucleotides long. RefSeq names its product death effector domain-containing 1 (gene dedd2). The record is from RefSeq and is a predicted model, not a curated record. Gene Ontology annotation, molecular function: protein binding; DNA binding. Lineage: Eukaryota; Metazoa; Chordata; Actinopteri; Kurtiformes; Apogonidae. Gene Ontology annotation, cellular component: nucleolus. Gene Ontology annotation, biological process: apoptotic process; regulation of apoptotic process; extrinsic apoptotic signaling pathway via death domain receptors.
GGCACGGGCGGAGAGCUGUGAUUGGUCCGAGUGUGUGUUAUUGUGCUGCUGUCAGUUCGGGACGGACAUCAAGAAGAGUUGCCAGAUCAGCAACCCAAGUAAGGAAGCAGAAGAGAAACGUGACUGGUUACGUAAUGCGUCAAGGGGGUAAUUUGCUCCACCGGUUGCUGCUGCUGCUGAGCAUCUGAAAAACGAUCCAUUUUUUGGCUUCCAGUUGCUUUAGGGGACAUUCUUUGAAGCUACGACGACGUUAUACAUUCACCACGGACACUUUACAGUUACGUUGUAAGACAUUGUCGAGCUGACAGCGAAAAUAGGUUGGAAGUUGGAGAGGGCCUGCAGGUAAUCCUUGACUAUGGCUGUAGCGCAUCACCCAGGCUACCCAUUCAAGGAGCUGCACUUCUGGGAUGAAACGGAGUGUGUCAACUACUAUGGGAUGUUGUCGCUCCAUGAAGUCUUUGAAAUAGUUGGUUCUCAGCUGACAGAGACUGACAUUGAGGUGCUGUCAUUCCUCCUAAAUGAAACUUGCACUGCACCACAUCCUCUCGACCCAAUAGGCUGGACUGUUGAGCCUCAUGAGGGUGAUCCAGACAUCUCUGGAGUAGCUCCAAGUCCAGAGCUGUUAAAGGUGUGGAGACGACAGCAUGCCCAUAGAUCCUCACAUCCAUUGAUCUCUGCUUACAAGCCUAAAAGUGGUGUGGAGCUGCUGCUAGAAUUGGAAAAGAGAGGAUACCUCAGUGAUGGCAACCUGGAACCACUCCUGCAACUACUCCGAGUCCUCACCCGACAUGACCUAGUGCACUUAGUGUCUCACAAGAAAAGGAGGACCGUAUCUCCAGAGAGAAUCCAGCAUAGGUAUGGAAUAGAGAAAAGAGAAGUGGCAUGCCCCUUUGGAAUGCAACAAAGCUGCAGACAGACUGAAAUACCUUUUUCAUCUUUCACCCAGCAAUGGAGAACUGGUAUUUACCCUCCUAUGCCUGGGCCAACCCCCAGGAAGAGAAGGAAGAAAAGGGGAAAUGGCUGGAGCCGUAGGUCCAAGAAAACAAGCAGGCAGGGCCAGACACUGCCACCACUGCCACCAUCACCACCACAAAAAGUGUCCUGUGAUAUCCGCCUGCGUGUACGGGCUGAAUACCUGGAGCAUGUCGCACUCCGUGACAGUGUCUCCUCAGACAAGCGGCAGCCCCUGGAGCGCCAGUUUGAGUUGUUCAGCCAAGCGAACUCAGUGCUGCGGGCCAGAGACCUGGGUUCUAUCGUCUGCGACAUCAAGUUCACAGAGCUGGACAACCUCGAGGCCUUCUGGGGCGACUACCUGAGCGGAGCCCCUGAGGCCCUAAAGGGGGUUUUCAUUACUGACUCCCUGAGGAUGGCAGCAGGAACAGAGGGUGUCCGCCUGCUGAUCAGUGUGGACCAGGAUGACUAUGAGGAAGGCCAAAGGCUCCUGAGAGCUAGGAAAACGCUGUAAUCCAGUAAUGGUGCGCACAUGCAAGCUCACUGAUCUGUAUAGAACUCCUUACCUCUGAUGGGUGAAUAGUAGGUUAUACAGGCUGGUUUACAGGGCCUAUUUGGAAUCAUCUUUCAGGCCUCCUCUCAAUCUGUAUAAUAACCACUAGGUGGCAGCACUUACCAUUAGUUUGUGUCAUACAUGCCUUACAAUUUGAGGAUUGUUUCUAGUGAAAACAUUACCAUUGUUUGUUAAUGAUUAAUAAUGGAUAACUGAUUUCUUUUUAUGUUGAUGCACAGGUGUUACUUUGUAGGGGAGUCCGGAAAAACAGGAUUCAUCAGGAGUUUUCAUCUUAGUCUCAGAACGGGAGCAAGCAAACAACAUACUCAAGGGGUAAGCCCCUUAACCCAUUACCAGUCUUUAUUAAGAUAAGACUACUGUUGUGCCACGGUCACACCAAACUGCAAUGAACAACCAAGCAUUGCUGAGAUAUUUAAAUGCUAAGUUCACAGUUCAUGGGCCAUAUUGAGAUCAUUAUCUUUAAUGGCCAUUUGUCUGAAUUUCUACGUAGGCAGUAGGCAUUCAGGUGAUAAUGUAGCUACUGAAAUUUUCAAAUCCAAUGGAACUACCAUAUGAAAGAUGUUUGCUUGGCUUUCAUUGCAGUGCUGGACUUGAAGAUUAAUAUUAAGUGCCACCUAUGUGUCCAUGUUAAAACUACAUAAAUGAGUGAGAGGCAUCCAAAGAAAAGUUUCUAUCUUUUCAAAAUUUCAUUUGAGCAGACGACAAAGUGGACCACUCUCAGUACAGAUUGACCUUUGUGUCUAACUUUGCAGUUCCCACAUACACACCUUGAUAACAAACAGUGGGAUUCUCAGCCCUGUGUACCAUGAUAACCCAACUUGUGAUUGCUGUGGUCAGUGGAUACAGCAGUGGCCAGUAGAUGACAGUAGUGAUUAGGGCUAGGCCUCAGCAGACCAUGGAAGAUUCAUCAUCACAAGCUUGUCAACAGCUCCCCGGAUAAUGCAAUGGUGGCUUGUGUCCGGGCUUCCAGCUAGGCCUCAGCAAGUGCUUCUCUCAGCAAGUAAAGCACAGGACAGUGCGUCGGUCAAUAGAAGUGAUGUUGGGGAGAUCAAAAUCAAAAGUGCACAUCCCAGCUCCACUCAGCCCUGCUAUGUAGGCCCAGUAGAGUGGCUCACAGACAGCUGUCUACUCACCCUGCUGGAACUAAUGCCUGGACUUCACUCAUAGAAGACGAUCAAUAAGGCCCCUCACUCUAAGUCCCUUCAUACAGGCACGACUUAAGCAAGCAGACUUGCUACUGUCUGAAGUGCGGAGCUCUGCUGGGCCGGACUGAAGCAACUAUACAUGGAGGCACAAUGAACAUAUUUCGUUUCAUUUGGUGUUUUGGUAUCUGAAGUUAUUCAUGUAUUUUGUAUUGUUCUAAAAUGUAAAAGAAAACUAAUUCAGGGCACAUUUUUGUUAAGGAAAAUGUUUUUUCUUUUCUUGCAGUUCUUUGUCAUAAUCUUUAUAAAUGAAAAAAAAAAAAAAUAUUGCUGAUGAAAAUAAAGGGUUGGUAACUUACA